Messenger RNA from Hemicordylus capensis (graceful crag lizard), 5176 nucleotides. RefSeq names its product carnosine N-methyltransferase 1 (gene CARNMT1). Gene Ontology annotation, molecular function: S-adenosylmethionine-dependent methyltransferase activity. Lineage: Eukaryota; Metazoa; Chordata; Lepidosauria; Squamata; Cordylidae. Bases 1393 to 2394 code for a protein of 333 amino acids. The record is from RefSeq and is a predicted model, not a curated record. The transcript is spliced from 8 exons.
UCAACCCCAUAGUGCUUGCAGAGGCAGGAGCCUGGUCCUAUCUUCGGGCCUUGCAGACCAAGGCUGUGGAGGCUGGCUGUUCAGUGGGGCUUAUUUCCGAGUAAUAGAGGCAUUGGGCGGCAUCCACAACCACACCACCGUCUCACUAAACUGGCUCCACAAUCAUUCCUUCUCCUCCUUAGGGAGCCCUGGGAGCUGUAGUUCGGGGCUCCCUCGGGAAUUCUUAAGAGCAGUGGCUUUUAGAUGAGGUCUUUAAGAGACUUUGGCAGACUAGGAGCCUUUGAGGAGUUGGUUCUGCCCAUGUUGCUGUGGUAACCUAAGAUGAUCUCCAACCCAUGUAGAGGCAGCGCUGCAUCUGGUCUAUCAUCGUUGUCUCUUGGAAAUAGGAUUCAUCCUGGUGCAGAAAGGAGCAGCAGCAUGGCUUCUCCUAAGGGAAUUGGGGUUUCUCUCAUUUCUCCUGUUUGAUAGGAAGUUGUGGUACAGACACAGCUCCUGUCUUCCUGGGUGGAUAAAAUAACCUCUUUUCUGUAGAACUGAUUAUCUGUAUUCUGGUUUGCUUGUUUAAAUGAUCUCUCUUAUGUUUGUGGCAGCUUACAAAUCACUAAAAUAUACUGGGUUGCAUACUGACUAGUGUUGAAUGCACAGAAGCUGUUUCACUUGAGCAUAAAGGAGGUGGCUGAUUUUUGGCAAUUUCCUCCUUUCUUCUACCCCCAACUCCCUCCCUGUAAAUAUGUCCCCAAAGACCCUCUAACUCUCACAGGCAUAAUUUUUUUGCGACCAGCAGAGGGAUGGGAUAUCAGUGAAAAAAACUCCUCUAUGCAUAAAUGAAUAGCUUUUUCAUAUAUGCCUCUAGUAAAUAUAUGGCCCUGUGACAAUAAGAUCCAGUUGAAAGAAAAUGACCAUCCUUUAUGCAAAGUAUUUGUAGACCACCACAUUUGAGUUCACACUUAAUUCAAGAGGGCAGGUUUCACACUGCUUUGUAGGUUUUAGGCUGGUGUCUCCUUACCAACAACCUUGGAGUUCAAUAAGAGCAUCAGAUGAAUUUAUUGUGCUGGGACUAUUAUGAAGAUGAAUGGAUCAGUUCCUCUUUUGAUUAGUCUUAAUUUUCAGGGGGUUGAUGAAGCGUUGGAGAGAAAUUUCUAUAUGGGGAAACCUUGAAAAAUUGGAUUCCUUAUCUGCAGCAACACAGUAAACCUUUAGGAUUCUACCAUCUUAUUUUGGCAUACUUAUUUGUUUUGAAGAUAUAAAAUAUACAUACAGUGCCCUAAAAAGACAAUGUUGUAGAACCAUGUACCAAAACCUAUGGUUGGCAUUUUGGAAUACAAGACCACUCCAGCAAUCAAAUGGAGGAUUAAAGUAUUUUUAAGCCACCUUUCAACUUAAAGAACGAAUAUGCAUGAAAGAGUAAACCGUACAGAGAGACAGUUCAGAUCCCUUCCAGCCAGUCAACAGAAAUUGCUUCCUCAGUUCCUUCCUCACCUUGACAAAAUUCGGCAGUGCAUUGAUCACAAUCAAGGAAUUUUACAGACAGUUGUGAAUGACUGCACGCACAUGUUUGAAAACAAAGAAUAUGGUGAUAGUGGAAAUGGAAAGAUUACACCAGCCUCCACUUUUGACAUGGAUAAAUUAAAGUCCACUUUGAAACAAUUUGUAAGAGACUGGAGUGAAACGGGGAAGCCUGAGAGAGAUUCCUGCUAUCAGCCAAUCAUUAAUGAAAUUAUAAAGAACUUUCCAAAAGACAGAUGGGAUCUCUCCAAAGUUAAUGUCCUGGUACCUGGUGCUGGGCUAGGUAGAUUGGCCUGGGAAAUAGCUAUGCUUGGUUAUACUUGUCAAGGAAAUGAAUGGAGCCUUUUUAUGCUCUUUUCUUCUAACUUUGUACUCAACAGAUGCUCUGAAACCAACUCAUACAAACUAUAUCCCUGGAUCCACCAGUUUAGUAAUAACAAGAGAUCUGCUGACCAAAUACAACCAGUUUAUUUCCCUGAUGUUGACCCUCACAGUCUUCCUCCUGGUGCAAACUUUUCUAUGACAGCUGGAGAUUUUCAAGAAAUCUACUCGGAGUGUAAUAUUUGGGACUGCAUAGCAACCUGUUUCUUCAUAGACACAGCACAUAAUGUCAUAGAUUACAUUGAUACAAUAUGGAAAAUUCUAAAACCAGGAGGAAUAUGGAUCAAUUUAGGACCUCUGCUUUACCACUUUGAAAACUUAGCAAAUGAGUUAUCUAUUGAAUUGAGCUAUGAGGAUAUAAAACAUGUCAUAUUACAAUAUGGAUUCCAUAUAGAGGUGGAAAAUGAAUCUGUUUUGACAACAUAUACUGUGAAUGAACUAUCCAUGAUGAAAUACUACUAUGAAUGUGUGAUGUUUGUGGUUCGGAAACCAGAGAGCAGUAUCUGAAACGGAUUAUUGAAGGGAAAAGAUGCUAGUGCUUUUGUCAAUAAUGUUAGCACAAAAUGGCCUCCAAGUGAAGACUGGAUUCAACCUCAUAUCAACGGUGCCUUCUUACGCCUCACACAAUGUAGCUGUUUUCUUAAUAGCUCCUAUGAUAUUCAGAUAUGUACUUCUGGAUAUUUGUAUUCUGGUAUGAAUGUGAGAUGUGAACAUUCAUAGACUUUUUAAAAUUCUGAUAAGCAUUGUUGAUAAGGCUGAUAAUUUUAACAUACCAUUAUUGCCAUUCAGGUUCCUGUUAUACAUCAAUUGUCUUUGUAUUACAGAUUACUUUCAUAUUUCUCCAAAAGAUUCUCUAAUACCAUUUGAAUUGGUUUGUUAUCCCGUGUUGUAUAGAAGGCAAAAAGAAAGUCCUUUAAAAUACUGUUCUAGUGACUCACUUUCCUUGGGAAUUUGCAAAUCUGACAAGCAGUAUCAUGCAAACUUAGCUCUCUACUAAUGGAAGACUUGCAAAAACGUAAAGAGUUUGAAAAGAUACAUGCUAUACAUAAGUUAGGAAAAUUGUAACUCAUGAAACUGAAAGACAUGUAGAGCUGAAACUGAAUAAUGUCACUUGUUCAUGUUGUGAGUAUUUGGUAGGUAAUUUGAAAUUCUGAUAUAUGGCAGCAGUCAUUAAAACUUAUGUUUAAGUUAGAUUGCUAACAGCGCCCACGUUACUCAAGCUUAUGCUAGCUUUUCCAAUCUGUCUGCACUGCUGCGGGCACCUAAGCACUGGUAGCCUUGCACAAAAACACAAAUACUUGCAUUUGUGCACUGACACAUAGGAGCAUAUUGUUUCCAAUGUAAGUUGCAUUCCCAAAGUACAAGUGCACAACUGGCUCUUGUGUAAGGCUGCUGGCACUUCCUUAGGUGCCCAUAGCAGCAUAGGCCAAUCAGAUACGCCAGCAUAAGCCUGCACAACAUGUAAAUUAAUAUUUUGUUCAGUUGGAGUUUUUAGCCGCCAUCCAAACUUACUGCUCUUUUGGACAGUAGAAUUUGCCACUCUUUUAACUCUUCUAUAUUAUGAUGCAUAGUGAGAAAGAGAGAGAGUGUGUGUGCUGAUGCUAGGAUUUUGUGUGGAUCACCCAGAUAAGCUACCUCUUUACUGCAUGAAAUUAAAGUUCUGAUUGUAUUGUGCCAUUGAAAUCUGAAAUAGUGGGUUUCACAACAUAUGUACAAGUUUGUGUGUGUGAGACCACUAUCAAAUUUACUAAAGAAAGUUUCAAAUCUCUCAAGGCAUAAGAUAAAUUAGGUACUUUUCUCCACACUGAAUUUACUGACUUGUGGAAAAUACAGUCCUCCAAAUUACUUCUGGUGUGUUAACUGAACUACAUGGCUUCACCUUCAAAAAUAUGUUAAGCUAUUAAGAGGUAUACUAAGGAAUCACUGAAAUCAGGGGUUGUAAGUGGCUUUGCUGAGGACACCAAAUAACACAAGUUUGCAGGGUGUCCAGAAUUGUAGUUCUCCUUCUAGCAAGGUCUGGUUAAGCAAUGAUGCUUUUAACUUUCCCCCCAUAUUUAAGGGAAACUUAAAAUACAGUUUAUUGCUCAGUGAGCAAAAUUAUUUUACUCAUUUAAGCUGAUAAAAUAGUUCAGAAUAUUGAGUAAAUAUUCAAACUUGUAUACUUUGAUUGCUCUGGCUUAACAGAAAUUGCAGAAAAUCAAUGCUUUGAACUUUUGGCCCCUUUUUAUGUUACCCACAUUUUUAGUAAAUAUGUGAUUAGGUCCCAAUUCUCCCUGCAGAUUUUUACUUUAAUCUUUCUGAAAUCACUGGGUCUCUCUUCCUUGUACCUAUGCUUAGGAUUGUGGGUUUAGACUGGAAUGCACCAGGGAAGCAACACACGAGGAAGCAGCAGCUGUGGUAACUCCUCUGACCUACACUAGAACUUCCUCUUCCUCUCUUACCUGUUCCGUAUUGCUGCUGGAAUAGGAGCAAUUAUUUGUCCAUUGCUUCUUCAGAGUGUGUGUAGGAAGACCUCAGAAUUGAAAUUGAAAUUUUAUAUAAUAUAUAUAAAAUAAAAACAUCCACUAUUCAUCAACAAUCUAAUCACUUUGCCGUGAAUAUCAAAAUUUGUAAGAGUUGCUUAUUUUUGUACAUUUUUUUAGAAUUGAAAAUAUGGUUAUUUUAGGCUGCAUAUUUGGAGCUCAAAUUUCACACCAAUUCUUAUGUUCUGCAUUUCAGAAUGAAGCCCCUUGCACUGUUUUUGAAUCAAAAAAGAAUUCUUUUUGUCUUGCUUUCCCAUCCCUCAAUUGAGUGCCAUUUUUCAUUCAGAAAUACUUGACGCUAUUCUCACUUCAUGAAAUUUAGUACUUUCAAAUAACUAAUUUUUGAGAAUUAUAUUCAGAUUUUCUCUUCAACAUGUACAUCUGAGUAAGGGCAGGGUGAAUACUGAUUAAUAUUACAAAUUAAAAUUCACUGCUUUCUAAAAUUCAUGUUCUGUAUAUUAUUGACAGGACUAAUCAUGUGUAUCAGUCUGUCUUUGUUAUUCCUUGAAGUUUAUGUACAAAGGAAAAUUACCUAUUUUGGUCAACUGAGGCUAACAGUAUAGACAAUUUAAAAUGUAACAGGCUAUUUAGUGUAACAUUUAAAGCUGUAUAUUCCAACCAUUAAAUAAUCUGAGUAAACAGAAACAUGUAAGGCAUCCUGUAUUUUAAAAUGAGUUCUGAAAUCGGCCAUGAAGGUAUGAAUUAGAAGCCUUGUUACAACAUGAUAUCCAGUUUAUUAGCAAGUAAACUUUAUUUUCCCCUCUUAA